AUGCUUCUGCUGUUGUGUUUUGUCCUUUCGGUCGCACGGCCUGCCGUUUCGGCAGGAAAGGUUUUCAGCGAGAGGCCUCGCUGUUACCGGCCUGUCCCUCGGAAACCAGACUGGGGAGUCAAAACCGCACCUCGGCCACACGAGAUCCUCAACCUGGUCCGGCUGCCGAAGACUUGGGACUGGAGAAACGUGAAUGGCGUCAAUUAUGUCAGCGCGACCCGGAACCAGCACAUCCCCCAGUACUGCGGGUCCUGCUGGGCCCACGGCAGCACCAGUGCCAUGGCAGAUCGCAUCAACAUCAAGCGUAGAGCGGCGUGGCCUUCAGCCUACCUGUCGGUCCAGCACGUGCUGGAUUGCGCCGACUCGGGCACGUGUCACGGGGGCGACCACGGCGGCGUGUGGGCGUACGCCCACAAGAAAGGCAUCCCGGACGAAACCUGCAACAACUACCAGGCCAUUGAUCAGAAAUGCCAUCCUUUCAAUGCCUGCGGGACGUGCGUGACUUUUGGGAAGUGCGACAAAGUGGCCAACUACACUCUGUGGAGAGUUGGCGACUACGGAGCCAUCGCGGGGCGGGACACCAUGAUGGCGGAAAUCUACACGAGAGGACCAAUCAGCUGCGCAAUCAUGGCCACAGAGAAUCUAGACGUGUACACCGGUGGGUUGUACACGGAAUACGUCGAGGAUCCCGAGAUCAACCACAUAGUGUCGGUGGCCGGCUGGGGGGUGGAAAACGGCACUGAAUACUGGAUCGUACGCAACUCCUGGGGGGAGCCUUGGGGCGAGAGUGGCUGGCUGAGGAUCGUGACCAGUUCCUACAAAGGAGGUAGCGGCUUUCUCUACAACCUGGCUUUGGAGGAAGACUGCAUGUACGGGGAUGUUGUUGUACCAACAAAAUAUUAGAUCUUGA
Molecule: messenger RNA, 910 nt
Organism: Phycodurus eques (leafy seadragon)
Lineage: Eukaryota; Metazoa; Chordata; Actinopteri; Syngnathiformes; Syngnathidae
Product: cathepsin Z-like
Exons: 6
Coding region: 1-903 (300 amino acids)
Cellular component (GO): lysosome
Molecular function (GO): cysteine-type endopeptidase activity
Source: RefSeq, a predicted model, not a curated record